Messenger RNA from Lactuca saligna, 720 nucleotides. The record is from the annotation of a GenBank genome assembly. Lineage: Eukaryota; Viridiplantae; Streptophyta; Magnoliopsida; Asterales; Asteraceae.
AUGUUCCGAGAUGUACCAGCUGCAAGAAAGAUUUUGGAGGGAUACCGAAAAUUAACUCCAUCUGGGUUUCGUCCUUUGAUCCUAGAAUUUCAAGCAAUAUUGGCAGAUGCAGACAAACCUAAGAAAGGGGAUAAGGGUGUGAAGAAGGGAGGGAAGAAAUCCACUGAUAAGGAGGGAUCUUCUGCAACUGCGAAACCUCCUACCAAAAAGCGAAAGCCACCAGCACCUUCUUCUAUUGCUGCUCCUAAAAGACAAAAACAGCCCACUCGCAAGCGAAAGUGUCCCAUUCCAAGUGAAAGUGAAGGUCUAGACUCUGAGACUGAAUCGGAUAUUCAGAUUGAGGAGGACCAGCCUAUUCACAGUGAGGAGGAAGAGCACGUUCAUACUGAAGAAGAUCAAGUUCGUAAUGAAGAGCCUCUUGUUCGCAACGAAGGAGAGACUACGAACCCUAAGGUAACUCAAACCUUCAAUGACUCUGUUCCUUCCCCUCCUCCUUCUCCUAAAACUACUACUACACCUAUUACUAUUGUACCCUAUCCUCCACCCGUUUCUUCAUCACAACAAACCAGUAUUCUUCUUUCUACUCCAAUCUUCACUGAUUCCACAAUCCUAUCCACUACUUCAGCCACACUUGCAGUCUCAGUCAACUUAUAUGAUACAGGGGCUAAAACUUCAGGCUUUUCAACCCAUUUCACCUCCCAUAUCCCCUAUCCAAACUGA